CACGUAAGACAACACACCAAAGAGAGAGAAAAAGACAAAAAAAAAACAAAAUAAAAAAAGAGAGAGAGAAAGCAAUCUGAAGAAGGCGAUUGGGUAAGCGAUGCACAUCGUCUUCUCUGUCGAUGAUUUGACCGACUCCUUCUGGCCACCUCCCCCUCCCGAACCCUCACCGUCGCAGCAGCAGAACAUGCCGCCCGACGGGAUGACUCGAAGUCAAUCGGAGUGGGCGUUCCAGAGACUUCUCCGGGAGAUGUCAGCCUCCGACGAAAGCCCCACCACGAUCAGCGUCAGGUCGCCUCCUCCGCCUGUUCACUCCGAGCAGUCUCUUUCCACCGUCGACGAAACCGCCGACGUCGUCGAAAUACAGAAGCCUCCGCCGCCUCGGAAUCCGGCGGUUGAUGAUCGGAACCGUGCGCGAUCUUCUUCUGAUCCGUUGGUUUCUGAUUGCGUUGAUCCUAAUCAGUUCCGUGCGAUUCUCCAGAGCAAGCUCGAGAUCGCCUGCGCUGCUGUUGCGCGUCGUGUGGGAGCUGUGAAGCCGGAAGAUUCGAGUGCCUCAGGUGUGAAUCAAAAGCUAUCUCCUCCUCCAGUGGGAUCUCAAGCUCAAGGUUCUGUUGUUGUGGCACAAACCUCACCUGGUGCUUCAUCUGUUAGAUCUGUUCCCUCAACAAGCGUUAAAAAGAAACCUGAUGUUGUUGUUCCAGCAAGGCAAACCACCAGUAUUUCUUCACGAGAUGAUUCUGAUGACGAUGAUCUUGAUGGAGACACAGAAACUGCUGAUAAUGGAGAUCCUACUGACGUUAAGCGUGCUAGGAGGAUGCUCUCAAACCGAGAAUCUGCUAGGCGCUCCAGGAGAAGAAAGCAAGAACAAAUGAAUGAAUUUGAUACACAGGUGAACCAAUUAAGGACUGAGCAUUCAACUUUGCUUGGUCGUCUUACUGACAUGAAUCAGAAGUAUGAUGCAGCUGCUGUCGACAACAGAAUUCUCAGAGCUGACAUCGAAACUCUGAGAACAAAGGUUAAGAUGGCAGAAGAAACAGUGAAAAGAGUGACAGGAGUGAACCCUCUGCAGUGGGCAGGACCAAACAUGGGCAUGCCAGUGAACAACACACCGAGAAUCCCAAGUACUACUGGUGCCGGUUUAGCACCAAACCAGAGAGUAGAGGUGAACCGUGAAGGCACGCCGAAUCUGUAUGAACCCAUGCCCCAUUGGAACCACAAGCAUUAACUACAAGAUUCGAGUAAUUUGGUUUUGUGAUUUUUGAGGUAACUCUUUAUCUUGCUUCUUUGUUUCUGUGUUAUUUACUGUGCGACUCCACGAUUAUGCUAUGUAUAAGUGUAAGGGUAACACUGUACCCAUUUAUAUAUAUAUUUGGAAAUAAUUGGAAGAAUGUUAACUUUAA
Messenger RNA from Raphanus sativus (radish), 1400 nucleotides. RefSeq names its product basic leucine zipper 25. Gene Ontology annotation, molecular function: DNA-binding transcription factor activity. The transcript has 6 exons. The record is from RefSeq and is a predicted model, not a curated record. Gene Ontology annotation, biological process: regulation of DNA-templated transcription. The coding region runs from base 101 to 1225 and encodes 374 amino acids. Lineage: Eukaryota; Viridiplantae; Streptophyta; Magnoliopsida; Brassicales; Brassicaceae.